Messenger RNA from Didymodactylos carnosus, 1969 nucleotides. NCBI's taxonomy places the organism in Eukaryota, Metazoa, Rotifera, Eurotatoria, Philodinida, Philodinidae. The record is from the annotation of a GenBank genome assembly.
CCCUCAAAAUUUUUUUGUUUUUUUUAGUAUUCCAUUUUCUAGAAUUUUAUCGUAAUCUACAUCGAAUUUCAUCGGCAGAUUCUAAAUUUCAUCUAAAAAUAUGCACCCGUUCAGGAGUUAUAACGUUAACGUAAAAAAUUUUGAGGGGGGUGCCCAAAGAAAAAACUUUUUUUUUUCGCAAACUCCAAUUGCAAAGUUUUUUUAUUAGAAACUUAUCAUUUGGGCCCAAUAUCAUCCUCCAUAAGGUUCAUCUGGGACCCAUGCUCUGAAGUUGAGAUCCAGUAUACCCCAAAAUCCUGGCUACGUGCCUGCCCUCGCCGUGGGCUCGAACCCUCGGAAAAUGACACUUCGAACCCACGAUAUAAGCUUUCGAGAGGUAUCGGUUUCGAGCCCUCGGAUUUCAGAUAGGUAGCGAGCCCUCGAAAAAAAUUUCGAGCCGUCGAACAGAGAUAUUCGGGACUUCCAAGCCUCGUUCCCCCGAGGGCGCGACGAAAUCCCGAAUAUCUCUGUUCGACGGCUCGAAAUUUUUUUCGAGGGCUCGAAACCGAUACCCCUCGAAAGCUUAUAUCGAGAAGAAAUACGCUGAAUGUAAAACUAUUAGAUAACAAUACUUCACCCUAUGUUUUGAUAAUAGAAAAUCUUCGAAGUAGUGGUUGUUGAAGAGAACAGCUAAUAAACUAUUGGUGUAGCUGCUGUUCUAAUAAAACAGAAAUUGUUAGCUAUUGCUGUAUGGAAUUGCCACAUCAAUGCUGCAAAAUUAUCAUUCUAUCACAGAGACAAAAAAUCCAUCCUAGUAUUGCUUCUAUAUUCGCUUAUCCGAAAUUCUCCUCAGAGAACUUAGGUAAAAAUAACAUUAAAGUAGACGACCGUUACGUACUCAAGCCGUACUUUAAGACAAAUACAAAGAGCACAGAAAGUAAGGGAGAGUGUGAAAUCCACGUAGAAAAAUGUAUACUGUGACAGGAUAUAAAUGACUAACUCUGAAAUACAAUUCAUUAUUGAUCUUCUCUUUAGGAUAACUGUUGCAUUUACAAUUGAUCGCUAUAUAAUGAUAUGCAAACCAUUUAAAGGGGAAAAACUGUGUGUUCGAAAAAACGCUUGUCUGGUAAUUGGUUUUUGUUUUGCAAUGUCAUUGAUUUAUUUAAUACCACAAUUAUUAAGUCAAACAUGUUAUAACAUGGUUCCUGGUCUUUUAAAUUACACAAUACCAAACGAUACAGAUACUGCAUUACACGAAUCAAUGUUACCUCAAUUCUAUUUAUCUAGUUUAUCAAUAUUUGGAAAAAAUUUAGCAACGCGUCUAAUUAUCACAUUAUUUGUUAAUUGUAUUCUACUUCGAGUACUUCCAUUCAUAAUUGUAUUCAAAUUAAAUUAUCAUUUAAUCAACACUUUAUCUCUUUCAAAACGUCGACAUCGUCAAAUAAAUCCUCGUGAACAAAAACGAAACGAUGUCACAUUCAUGAUCAUCAGUGUCAUUAGUAUUUAUUUAAUAUGUAUAUUUCCAUCAAUACCAUUUUCUAUCAUGUUUUCAUAUGAUGUAGAGUAUUUUGUCCGAAUGUCAACAAGACAUCGUAUUUUACAAAAUUUCGAUGAAUUUUCCAAAUUUCUAAUGAUAUUUAACAGUGCAAUACAAUGUUAUUUGUAUAUAUUUUUUGGUAAACGUUUUCGUCGUGAACUAUAUCGAUUUGUAUGUUGGCCAUGUAUUAACGAUUCAUCGGGAUAUAGUUUGACAAAUGAUGGUCAUGAACUGGUGUUAAGUGGAAAAUUUUCAUUUGAUGAUGAACAAGACUAUUUAUCAUCGAUUAAAUUCAGUUUUGAUCAUCCGAGACGAUGGAGUAGAUUAACAACUUCGACAACGAGUUCAAAUUUCACUGAGAUGAACAUAAGUCAUAUAAACAAAUUAAAAAAUAGAUUAUUUUCUCAAUCACGACCAAUUCAAUCACAUAGAAUCCUGUUAUUUCCGAACUAA